AUGCACAGAACACAACAUCAGCAGGAAUACAACUUGAGCAGAGAUAUGUCAUUACCUAUCAUUAGAGUUCAUUUCUUGAAUAAGUCAAGGGCUUUUAGAGUGUUGUGGCUACUAGACCAGUUGAAACUAGAUUACGAAAUAGUACCCUACAGGAGGGACGCAGGUUUUCGUGCUCCCGAGGAAUUGAAGAAGCACCAUCCUUUGGGUAGAUCGCCAUUGCUUGAAUUGGAAGAUAGACAGACCGGUAAAAAGAAAAUUCUGGCCGAGUCAGGGUACAUCUUCCAGUAUGUCUUGAAGCACUUUGACAAGACUAAAUCCUUGGAUAACGAAGACAUCGAUAAGUCUGAAGAGAUCCAGUAUUAUUUGCACUACGUUGAGGGCUCUCUUCAACCUCCUCUGCUAAUUGAACUGCUGCUUUCCAUAGUGAAAAAUGCAUCGGUUCCUUUUCCAUUUUCUUAUUUUUCCAGAAAGGUGGCUGAAAAGAUUGGAGAGAAGUACUCUGCAGGUGAGUUAAAAAGCCAACUAAACUUUAUUGAAGGCCAGAUUGCUAAGAAUGAUGGCUAUUUGGUCGGUGGCAAGUUGAGUGCCGCUGAUAUCUUGAUGUCUUUCCCACUAGACUCGGCCUUUAACCGUCAGUUUGCUGAUCCCAAGCAGUAUCCGGCCAUUGAGAAAUGGCUGAAGAAUCUCAAGACUUUUGAGUCUUAUAAGGUUUCGAAGAGCAAAGCUGAGGCCAACGGUGAGGAGUUUUAA
Molecule: messenger RNA, 750 nt
Organism: Zygosaccharomyces rouxii
Lineage: Eukaryota; Fungi; Ascomycota; Saccharomycetes; Saccharomycetales; Saccharomycetaceae
Product: glutathione S-transferase
Exons: 1
Coding region: 1-750 (249 amino acids)
Source: RefSeq, a predicted model, not a curated record